AGUAUGCACCCCUUGCUGCUGCUUUCUGAAGGUGCAGUAUUUCCUUAGGUGACUUCGGCUGGUCAAAACAGUUUCUUGGAGGCUACAACGUUGGUUGGACAUGAUUGAUGACGAGUUUGACUUUGGUGACAUCACCGAUGCCCCAGCAGAAGUGCAAGCCGCUCCAAAGUUUCGUCCGAAUGUGCGGGCAAAGCCCCGAAAGCCAUCCGUGCCAUCAAGACCUGUUGUACCCAAUCGUUCUGUGGAAACAUCCAGUGAGAAGGUUGGAGCUUUAAGCCAAGAUAAUUUGUCUCAAGGACUUGCUACAAAUCAAGAAAUUGCAUCUUCAACCGUCCUUGGUAGUGAAACGAUUUUUGACUCGGAAGCUCGCGAGGCUACUGUUCACACGCCUUCUGAUGAUGUGCUCACAGUUUCUGCUGUAGAUACGAUUUCUCAAAGUGAAGAGCAUGAUGACGAUCAGUCUGAAGUAGCUGCACACCAAGAAAACUUGGUCGUUUCAGAUACCCAAGCAUCAUCAACAUAUUCAUCUAUCAAGACUUUUGAUGAUUUAGCUGACUUUGGAGGACUAUGUGACACACAUAUUGAAGAGGAAAGAGUUGCAAAGUUCAAGCCAAAUAAAAAGGUGAAACUCAGUAAGGCAGCAUCCAGGUCACGGAAGACGGACCAAAAGGCGGUAGCUUCUGCUGUAGACGUGGCCUCACAAAAUGAAGAGGACAGUACUAAUAAUCUCACAGGAUGCAGUGAUGAGCAGCUACAAGCUCCUAGACAUCAAGAACAUGUACAGAUCUCAGAUUCUCAACCAACCUUGGGAAUGGAUGGCAGUACAGUUGACAAUUUCUCUUACCGUGAAGAACCUAUUCAAGAGGAAACGGCUGCAGAGUUAAGCCCCAAAUCGCAAAGAAAACCUGGUAGUGUUUCUUCCAGGGUUGUUGAGACAAGUGAUAAUUCUGCAGCAGCUAAUCUGGAGGUUGGGGUUUUUGCAUCAGAUGGUGAAGACCAGAACAAUGAUCUGUGUCAAAAAUCUACAGAUCAGGAAGCCGCUACUGUUCCAGACACUUGGCCGCCACAUGAUAUCAAUGAUACUGUUGAUUUAGACUCUCAAGAUGGGCUCAUAAAUUCUCAUACUGAUGACACCCAAGCAAUCUUUGGAGAAUCCUCAGCUGAAGCGACUGGUAAAUUUCUACCUAAUGAUGGAAGGAAAAAGGGCAAACGCAAAUCAGUGACAUUUGUUUUACCGGGUGAUUCCGAGGUGGUCGCUCCAACAGAUACCAAUUCUGAGGACCGAAAUAACAUAAGGACUGAUGAAAGUUUGAACACCUUGCCUCAGCAAACAGCUCAAAAGCAUCGUCUUACUGAAGAACUUUCAGAUGAUGGGGAAUAUACUGACAAGGAGAGUCAGUACCAUGAGGGAGAACUAUCAGAUCAUGGUGUUAAAGAACAAUCAAAAAUGAAUGGUGAAAAACUAGAUUUAUCUAUGAGACUAAGAACCAGGAGAAAGGAAGUUGGGGUAUCUGAGCAUAUUACUGAUGAUAUUUUUGAUGAAGAAUAUGCUGAACCUUCAGCAGCCGAACAAGAUAAUGAUAGUGGUGAUGAGUACACUGGUGGAGAAAAGCAGAAGCCACAGAGGAAGUCAAGGGAGAAAGAUCCAAAUAAAGCACCUGUGAAGGGUUCGAGGCGCACCUCGAAGAAUUCAACUACAGAAAAGCCAGCACAGCAGCGCCAGCAAAAAAAUAAAAGUGAAGGGCAGUCACGCGGUCGUAAGAGAGCCUUGAAAGAUGCAUUGACAGAACAGCCUGAGAAGAAGCUUACUCACAGAAUUCGUCAAAAAAGAACAAAAGUUUCAGAAGUCCAAACCUUACUGGCAAAACCUGAUCAUGAGAUAGAUCGCAUGAAGCUAAGUGUGAUGCAUCUCAGGUUGUUACAAGAGGCCAGAGAGCGUAUUCAGAGUAAAACAGUUCCGUCAGGACCAUCAUCCUCUAAUCAAAGCAGCUCCCUCUAUGGAGAUACCGAUGAUUUUGAUCCGUUUGGAGAUAACUAUGCCAAUGACAGAACAGAGAAUGAUGCGUCAGAAAAUGGAAUCAAACUGAAUUACCAUUCCUACAUGAACAGAAAAACACGGGCCAGAUGGACAAAAUCUGACACUGACUUGUUCUACCAGGGACUUCAACAGUUUGGUAGUGAUUUUGCAAUGAUACAGCAACUAUUCCCUGAUAAGUCCCGUGAUCAGGUGCGGCAAAAGUUUAAAUCUGAGGAGAAAAAGCAUCCAAUGCAAGUCCAUGAUGCUAUACUCCAUCGAUCGAAAGAUAAUGUGUAUUUAAAACAAGUAAUCAAACAGCUCAACAUUGAAGAUUUGCAGAGAGACAUCAACAGUGCAGAUAAAAAGGAGGCUGCCUCAAAUGAAGGAGACACUGGAAAUGAGAAUGUGUCUCAUGUCAUCGAUGAGGAGGAAGACAAUGGUCCCAACUGGUCCGAUGACGAGCUAGGCACGCACCAAUCUGAGGUCAAAGAAGGGGAUCAUGCUUCUGGAAAUGCCGAUGAUGAUGACCUGGAUGUUUUUGAUUGGUACUAGCACGAUACUCAUGCGGCUGAAGUAGGAUCUCAUCAUUCUGUCAAUCCUGUGAGCAAAGGACUUUUUCUUUGUCAAAUAAUUUUGCACACGGUGAGUUACUGAUGCGUCACAGCUGCAAAUAGCAACAUUUGUUACGUAGGAUAGAAGUUCAUUUCAGUUUUGCUCUUAACAAUGUCCGAAACCAGAACAUCGGGAUAGUGUUCUGUUGACCAUACAUUGCAAUCUGAAGGUGCCGAAUUUUGAAGCUUUUGGUCACCUAUCAAAUAUGUGAGGCAUAUUUAGAUGCUUACAUAUCUGCAACGUAUCUCAUGCAGUCUGGCCGUGCUACUGUUAAUGAGGUGACAUGGUGUAGGCUUCUGUUAGUUGAUGCAUCGGAUCAAUCCUGAAGCUUAACAUUGAAGCUGCACUCUGAAUAGUUGUUGCUUUUUCUACGGUGCAACUUACUGCUGUACUUGAGUAGUUGUAGCUUUUUCUAUAUUUGCAACUUUGUAGUCUCCCUGAAAAUUGCUGGUUCCUGAUAGCAGGCCUGGCAGUGGCAGCAGUUGUUAUUUUGCUUCUGGUUUUCUGAAUAAAAGAAGCCAUUGCCUGUUCCAAA
Molecule: messenger RNA, 3164 nt
Organism: Lolium perenne
Lineage: Eukaryota; Viridiplantae; Streptophyta; Magnoliopsida; Poales; Poaceae
Biological process (GO): RNA polymerase III preinitiation complex assembly
Cellular component (GO): transcription factor TFIIIB complex
Molecular function (GO): TFIIIC-class transcription factor complex binding
Source: RefSeq, a predicted model, not a curated record